Molecule: messenger RNA, 7334 nt
Organism: Oncorhynchus kisutch (coho salmon)
Lineage: Eukaryota; Metazoa; Chordata; Actinopteri; Salmoniformes; Salmonidae
Product: R3H domain-containing protein 1
Exons: 24
Coding region: 1750-4878 (1042 amino acids)
Molecular function (GO): nucleic acid binding
Source: RefSeq, a predicted model, not a curated record
UGCCGUUUCGUCUUGUGCCGAAUGUUAGCCUCGGUCUGUUGCCGCUACACACUGAUCUUUUCCGUGGCCACACGCAGCUGUUUUUAUAAAUCAUUCUGUUUUUGUCAACGUUUCUGGUCUGUGAUGGCCAUGAGCAUCUUGGAGGGCAGUGCCACCGAGGCCGUUCAGAUCUGGACACCAGAGACUCCGAGCUGGUGCUAAGGACAUGGGACUCUCCCUCAGAGUUAGCGACAGGCUCAGCAGCACGAGACGUUACAGUGACAAACCAGCGGUGGUGCAGGACUGCUGCCCUCAGAGCCUUCUCACCCCCUGCAGGACGUCACCACCACAGGCCCAGCAGCUCCCAGACCCCAGUAACAGCAGUGUUGUAUAGAGACUCUCUGUAAGCUGUGCGUCUGAUGAGGAUGUCUGAUCCUGUUACUGUAAAGGACAUCAGUAGGACUGAGACCAUGAAGGUUUGUGAGGCUGGAGUGGAGCUGGAGGCAGCAGACUGGACCGACACCACAACAUUAGGAGCAGACAACAGACAGAACGGUGUGAAGGACAAACCCAAACCGGCUGGGAGCCUGGUUCCGGAACACAAUGCCACCGGUCACCAAGACGGAAGCUGCUGUGACAACAAGAGGGAAACGUCACAGCAGUCUCCUGUAUCAGCUGGCCAGUCGGUGAGGGGCUCUAAGGUACAGUCGGUGGAUUAGCAUGAUGCCUGGCAUGUCUGCCUGGCAACUACCACAUAAUCAUUUUAUCUCCGGUGUUUCUGCUGAGAAGACGGAUUUAUCCCGCAUGUCUUAUUAUAUAUUUGCCUGCUGUUGACUUGGUUCUUGUGAUGUAGUGAACAGGGGGGUUCAUACUCAUUCUGUGGAGGCCCUAGUGUCCGAGGGUUUGGGGUUUGUCAUUUCAGUUAAGACCGAGACAACCAGGUGAGUGCAGCUCUUUACUAAUUAGUAACCUUCAUUUAUCAAUGGAGUACCAGGGACCUGCAGACACUCUGCCCUCCGUGGAAUGAGUCUGACACGUGAUUAAAGUCAUCCCUUUAAAAACAUCCAGUGGAAUGAGUCUGACACGUGAUUAAAGUCAUCCCUUUAAAAACAUCCAGUGGAAUGAGUCUGACAUGUGAUUUAAGUCAUCCCUUUAAAAACAUCCCGUGGAAUGAGUCUGACAUGUGAUUAAAGUCAUCCCUUUAAAAACAUCCCGUUGAAUGAGUCUGACAUGUGAUUUAAGUCAUCCCUUUAAAAACAUCCAGUGGAAUGAGUCUGACACGUGAUUUAAGUCAUCCCUUUAAAAACAUCUAGACUUGUGGUGGCGCGUUAGUAUUAUUUAUCUCCAUUUGCAUGAUGUUCAGAUGUUUAAACUGACUUAUUUACGUGUUUGCUAACCAUCACGUUAGUUACAUGCUUGGAUUGGAUUCACCCAAGUCAUUUUGAGGUCUGAACAUAUUCUGUUGGUCGUGAUUGGUGCUUGCUGGCCUUUACGUCUUGGUUUGUAUUUUUAUUUGGUCGGUUCGCGUUUUGAAAUGAUCAACGCACGUUAUCUAAAGGAAUAUAUUUUUAACCGUUGUCAAUAUACUGUACUCUCCCUCAGUCCAGGGCCAAGGUAAAGUUAGUACGGAGCCUGGCUGUCUGUGAAGAGUCCUCUCCUCCCUUUCUAACUGCACACCAGCUGACUCCAGAUCCUCAGAUAUCCCAGUCCUUUGAUAAGGAGGAGCUGUCUGCCAAGGAGGAGAAAGAGAAGGUGGAGAAACCAGAGAAGAUGUCCAGGAAAAUGCUGUCAAGAGAUUCCAGCCAGGACUACACAGACUCUACUGGAAUAGACCUGCAUGAGUUCCUGGUCAACACUCUAAAGAACAACCCCAGAGACAGAAUGAUGCUGUUGAAGUUGGAGCAGGACAUUCUGGAUUUUAUCAGUAAUAAUGACCAGAAGAGGAAGUUCCCUCCCAUGACUUCGUACCAUAGAAUGCUGCUACAUCGAGUGGCUGCCUACUUUGGCAUGGAUCACAAUGUUGACCCCACUGGGAAGUCUGUCAUCAUCAACAAAACUAGCAAUACAAGAAUACCAGAUCAAAAAUUCUCAGAACACAUAAAAGACGACAAAACGGAUGAUUUCCAAAAACGCUACAUUCUCAAAAGAGACAACGCCAGCUUCGACCGGGAAGACGGCAUGAUACGAAUGCGCCUGAAAGACGACAGGAGAAGCAAAUCUAUCGAGGAGAGGGAGGAAGACUAUCAGAGAGCCAGGGACAGGAUAUUUGCACCAGAUGGAGAUCAUUUCCACCUAGAUGGAAGGAGCCCUGAUGAAGAGGCUUGUAUCAGCACUCAACAGAGGCGGCAACUCUUCAGACUAGGGGACGGGCGGUCAGCCAGCAGUAGACAGAGCAGCUCUGAGAAUGACCCCAAGAACUGUGAUGCCCGGCCGUGGAGCAGCACUGAUUCAGACAGCUCCAACCGUAACCUGAGGCCGACCAUGACCAAGGCCAGCAGCUUCAGCAGCAUCUCUGUCCUCAUCAGAGGAGACAGCUCAGCCAGCAGCAAGAGCACUGGACGCCUCUCCAAAACAGGUUCUGAGUCUUCUAAUAGUGUAGGGUCUUCUACGAGUUCCAUCUCUCGCCCCCAAGUACUCCACCUGCCUCUCCCUGUCCCAGCUGCUCUAACCCAGGCAGCCGGCCCUGUCGGGGGCCCCAGCACGGUGCUACCUACACCCUCCUCCUCCUCUGCGUCCUCCGCUGCCACGGCCCCCAGCAGUAGUAGAGCUUCUGUACACUGUGAUCGGGGCAGCAGGAAUGGCCCGGCACCUGCAUCCGGCCCAGCGCCAACCCAGGCCACUGCUAAUGCUACUAGUUACUAUUUGCUUCCCCCAGAAGCCACAGGGAUACCGCCUGGCAGUAUACUGGUCAACCCACACACAGGCCAACCCUUUGUGAACCCUGACGGCAGUGCUGUGGUCUACAACCCCUCGAUGACCUCACAGCAAGGUGGGAGGAGCCAGCAGCCCUUGGCCCCUCCCCUACCACCCCCAGCCCCGCACCAGCCAACCAAUCACGUCCUCUCCCAGCCGGUUCGGCAUCUCCAGCCCUCUGCUCCACAGCCGAUCCAGUACUCAACCAUCUCUUACCCUCCUCCUCAGUUCCUGCCACUCUCCUCUAACCAACAAUACACUUUGCAAGAAGGGCUGGCUGCCCAGUUCAGCCACAUGAGUGUGGUGCGCCAGGCGUCCAGCGACGUCACUAACGGUGGCCCCCACCCUGCCAUGUACCCCUCGGGCCCUGUGGUGCUCCAGGCCCCCCUGCAGCACCAGCAGACUGGCUACAUGGUGGCCCCUCCAGGGCCCCCUGUGGUGGGGCAAACCCAGGCCUACCCCGGCCCUGCACACCCUAUGAGCCAGCCGGUCAUGCAGCAGCAGCAGGGCUACAUGCCACAGCAGAUGCACACAUGUUACUGUGCUCCAGCCCAGGACCCCCACUCCCACUGCAACCAGCACUAUCGCCCUGUCAGCCCCGUGCACUACACCAGCCCCCAGAACCAGCCUCUUCCCCAGCAGCCAGGUUACCACGCUGUGAUGCCAAAUCAGCCCCAAGGCCCUCAGCAUCAGAACCUGGUGAACAACCAGCAGCACAGCAAUAUGGGAAAUCACAUGACGGCCUUCAUGGUCCAGUACCCUUCAAUGCCGUCUUAUCAGGUAUCAAUGCCCCAGGGGUCUCAGAACAUGCCUCCACAUCAGCAGGCAUGUCAACAGCCCAUGAUGAUCCAGAGCCAUCCAAGCCAAGCUCCCAUGGCCAUGUCAGGCAUGCAGGUUUACUACAGUGUCAUGCCCCCAAAUCAACACAGCACCAUGAGUCCAUCGAUGGGUUUCUUACCUCCUGCUGGGGCAGAGCAGAUGCAGUUUCCCCGGGCUUCGUCUCCGUGUGGAACCCAGCAGCUACCAGGACAGCAGUGCUCAGGUGUGCUCCCCGGUCCUCACAGUGGUGGGAUGGUGAUGAUGCAGCUGACCCUGCCCCCUAACCACCAGCCCAGAGCCCACUCCCCUCCACAGUGGAAACACAACAGAUACUACAGUCUGGAUCACACACGCAGCCAGAGGUCCUCAGAACAACUAAAUAACUCACAGAACAGUCCUCAGCUGGGCGGCCCCAGCACGCCUCCAGCCCAGCCCCAAGCCCCAACCCACCAACUCACCUCCAUAAAGAACCUCCGCUCGGCCGGCCUCACCCCCAUCCCCAUAAUGACCCAGUUCCCCAGACCCUUCGGCCCAGGGCAGGCAGUGGACGGCAGAUACCCAUUGCUGGGUCAACCCCUCCAGUACAACCCUGCCAUCAGGCCUCCGCUGAUCCAUGGCACACACCACAUGAUCCCCAACCACCACCACGGCCCAAUGGGAAUCCGGCAUCAUGGGGGGCGAGGGAGGAGACCACCACCUAGGAAGUCAUUAUCAUCAGAUCUUAGUGUAGGUGACCCAGUGAACGGUGGAGUCCUGGAGGUGCUGGAGCUACCAGAGGGCAUCAGUCGUACGGAGGCAGACUCUCUCCUGGGGGAACUGUACAGAGGAGGGGCCAUGAUCAAGUGGUUGUCUGAGACCCAACAGCACCAACACCAGUCUGGUGAAACCCUGCUGAAGCACUGUGGGGCUGGGGGGGACGGUAACAACGGUGACACAAACACUGACACUACUUCCUGUUCCAAACCCCCCAGUAGUAACCAUAAUGACCUGGCGUCCACCUACACCAUCCUGGCUGUGUUUCCCUCCAGGUACGCAGCUCAGAACGCCUUGCUCAGACACAGUGGCCCUGCCGGCCCUGGACCCAUUCUUACCACCACGUUCAAACUCAGAACUAGCAAGAGACACUCUGAUGAGUUUCACAACCAGGAGAGGACCACCUCUCAAUAACAGGGUAGGGUGCUGUAGCCAGCCAACCAGGAGAGGACCACCUCUCAAUAGCAGGGUGGGGUGCUGUAGCCAGCCAACCUGGAGAGGACUUGCUCUCAAAAGCAGGGUGGGGUGCUGUAGCCAGCCAACCUGGAGAGGACUUGCUCUCAAAAGCAGGGUGGGGUGCUGUAGCCAGCCAACCUGGAGAGGACUUGCUCUCAAAAGCAGGGUGGGGUGCUGUAGCCAGCCAACCUGGAGAGGACCACCUCUCAAUAGCAGGGUGGGGUGAUAUGUUACUAGGGCCCCUGAGAGGUUGUUCUAGGGGCUCCCACGGGCUACCUUGAGGGGCUGCCGGUCACGGGCCCUCGCCAUGGCCCCUCCACCCCACCACCACCUCCACUGCUGCCAUCGGCCAACCAAUCACACACCCCUCUUCUGCAAGCAUCACUCACUAGUCUCCACUCCCCACCGGACUGACAGACAGACUGAUGGAGUAUCACUCGCUAGUCUCCACUCCCCAUCGGACUGACAGACAGACUGAUGGAGUAUCACUCGCUAGUCUCCACUCCCCACCGGACUGACAGACAGACUGAUGGAGUAUCACUCGCUUGGCAUUACCUAACAGCUUUUUCACUUGAGUUGUAGAGGCUUUCUGGGAAUGUGUUAAUGCCUUUGGAACGUUCUCUACUUUAUGAGAUGAAAAUGUGUAAAAAAAAAGGAUCUGACAACACACCAAUGUUGAAACACAAAGACACAGACAGAAAAACAGGAAUGAAGUUCCUAAAGUGUCAUAUUUUAUUUGCAGACAGAACAUGGAAGCAGCAUGUUUUAUUUGAUUUCGUUUUAUGUUUAAAAGCUGCAGUCAGAACACCCAAAGCAGGGUUGUACUCAUUCAUUACAAUAAUAUACCAAGUGUCUCUCAUUGGACAAGAGUGUCUCUCAUUGGACAAGAGUGUCUCUCAUUGGACAAGAGUGUCUCUCAUUGGACAAGAGUGUCUCUCAUUGGACAAGAGUGUCUCUCAUUGGACAAGAGUGUCUCUCAUUGGACAAGAGUGUCUCUCAUUGGACAAGAGUGUCUCUCAUUGGACAAGAGUGUCUCUCUUUGGACAAGAGUGUCUCUCUUUGGACAAGAGUGUCUCUCUUUGGACAAGAGUGUCUCUCUUUGGACAAGAGUGUCUCUCUUUGGACAAGAGUGUCUCUCAUUGGACAAGAGUGUCUCUCAUUGGACAAGAGUGUCUCUCAUUGGACAAGAGUGUCUCUCAUUGGACAAGAGUGUCUCUCAUUGGACAAGAGUGUCUCUCUUUGGGCCGGAUUCUGAUGUUGAGAUCUGCAACGGAUAACUCCAGAUUUCAGUUUAAAAUGUCCUGUUGAUUUACACGAAAGCCUGAGUUGUGCCGGCGUAUAAUAUCAAGUUAGGAUUUGGCCCGUAGAGUCAGUCUCCCGUUAGCCAGUUGGUGUGCUACUACAACAGAAGAUUAGUCUUCUAGAACAAGGUUGUGUCCCAAAUGGCACCCUAUUUCCCUAUAUAGUGCACUACUUAGGUCCCAUAGGGCUGUGGUCUUAUGAGCCCUAUGGGACCUGGUCUAAAGUAGUGCACUAUCUAGAGAAUAGGGUUCUAUUUGGGACUUAGCCCAACAGAAUGGUGCCUUCUAACUGGGCUCGGGUGCCACUAUCCAUCCCUCUCCCCAACACCCCUAAAGACACCCCAUCCAAUUCCAUUUGUAUAAACUCUGACCCACCCAUUUCUUUCACAAUCAAUCAUCACUGAUAUGGUAGCUAAAUUAUUCUCACUUUUCUACACAGUUAAUGGUAUGUUUGCAUUGGCACAAGGGAGAAAUGUUUGUUUUGAUAGUGGUUUAUUGUUUUUAAGGAAAAGAUGAGAAGAACCUUGGUGCAUCUCAUUGAUGGUUUAUUCUAUUUGAGCUAUUCUAAAAUGAAUGUCCUUCUCACCAACCCUCCUCUCUGUUCAGUCCACCCAUUCCCUGGUUAUGUAUCAAAUGGCACCCUAUUCCCUAUGGGCCCUGGUCAAAAGUAGUGCACUAUAUAGGGUGGCCAGGCCAAAUUCCUUUCAUGUUUAGUUCGUUUUACCGUUCGUAUCCUAUCAGAAGGGUCACUGGAAAAGUCGCAUUAUUCACAACACACCCCAACCCCCAUCACACCCCCAACCCCAUCCCAACCCCCAGCACACCCCCAACCCCAUCACACCCCCAACCCCCAUCACACCCCCAACCCCAUCCCAACCCCCAUCACACCCCCAACCCCAUCCCAACCCCCAGCACACCCCCAACCCCAUCACACCCCCAACCCCAUCCCAACCCCCAUCACACCCCCAACCCCAUCACACCCCAAACCCCCAUCACACCCAAACAAAUGUGUAUUAAAGAUGGUUGUUGGUGGUGGAUUCAGGAGAGAUGUCCAGUCUGCUGGUGCAACAUGUUUUUAUGUCUGUUUGAAGCCAAUAAAUGUUUACACCAAAA